Messenger RNA from Magallana angulata, 1412 nucleotides. RefSeq lists its product as uncharacterized. NCBI's taxonomy places the organism in Eukaryota, Metazoa, Mollusca, Bivalvia, Ostreida, Ostreidae. The record is from RefSeq and is a predicted model, not a curated record. The transcript is spliced from 4 exons. The coding region runs from base 72 to 743 and encodes 223 amino acids.
GUCGUAUAAGCCAGAUAUGAUACGCAAUUAUAACAAGUGAUCUGAAUCAAUUCAACUUUUAGCUGUACAAAAUGAGUUUCGUGUUGAUAGUUUUCCCUCUAAUCUGGACACCAGUUUUAUCAUUAUGUGGAAGCUAUGUUGGACCCGUAUGCUGUGCAGGGACAUAUUGGAAUGAUGAAACAUCAAGUUGUGAAAAAUGCCCGUUAGGGUACCAAGACAUUAACUGUUCCAGAGUAUGCACAUAUCCGACUUUUGGGAAAAGGUGUCAGGACUUAUGCGACUGCAAGCCUAGCGAAUGUGACUUUAGAUUUGGAUGUAAAAUAUUUCACGACAUUUCCCUCAAUAAAACGUUUACUUCAACAUCCCAGAUUUUAACAACGUCAAAGACAACAGAAACAUCUUCUGGGGAUGCUAUUUUCAUCCAAGGGUUUUCGAAUUCUAUAUUUUAUAUAAUAGUUGCGUUUGUCGUUCUAUUUGGAUUUUUUGUGGUAAUAUAUUUCUAUAAACAUUGUGUGAAGAGGACUGAGGUGUCUCACAGUAAAAAAGAGGAAAACUGUUCAAAUCAAGUUGCCGAGUAUGAAUCUUUAUUUCGGGAAAGCCACCAACAACCUCCGAUAGAAAAUGCUACUGAUCCGAUGUACCUGGAACCGGUAACGAAUGUCCAUUAUGAAGAAAUCAAAAACGUUAAUGAAACGGACGAUCAAAUGAUUGCUGGUGUUUUAACGGUCAAUGAAAGAAUCUAGUUUUACAGUGAGAAAAAUAACUCACAUGUUCAAGAUAUCUAUUCCUUUGUAACAAUGGUUAUAUACCAAUAAACUCAUCAUUGCACAUCUCAAAAUAUUGAAUCGACAGUUUUUUUAUACACUGUAUCUUUCUCAUUAAUGUAAUUAAGAUAUAGGAAAAAAACCCCGAAAAUAUGUGCUUCUUCUAUUGGAACCGUGUCAUUUACCAACAUUUUGACACAAGCAAAUCACUCUGGUAUGAAGAUUGUUUUUUUUUGAGCGGUCAACAAGGAAAAAGGGGUGGAACUUAAAACUCCAGUAUAAGACCUUAACGCUUGACUUCUUUGGAUGAUGAUCAAAUUUAAACAACUUUUUCCAAUGUCAUCAAAACGUCAGAAUUUUUUGCACCUCGACGUUUCACAAAUUUUAAAUUUGUUAUCCGCAUUUGAAAUGCAUCUAAAGUAUUUCUGCAUGUACUUUUAAUGCGUGGCUGUACAGCACAAAUAUUCAUCAUAUUGUUUCACCACAUGGAACUUUAAAUUCAAUUCCUUCUAGAAUCACAUUUGGUGCCAUAAUUAAAUCCAAAACAAGUACUUUGUAAAAAUAUCUAGCGGCGUAUUUCACUUCAAUAUACGUGUAGUAGAAUUAACAUUUCAACAGCCUGCUGUAUAAACCACCAUAAUAAUAUUA